GAAUUUAAUAAACCCUCCCCUCCAAAAUUUCGUCCGAUUCUUGAUUUUACUCCGUUAUCGUCAUCAUCUUCCUUCAAGCCCUCGAAUCUUUGUGCUGUUCAUCAUAUCAUCAGAGUAUAUAUACACCAAAACCGCUGCACUUCAAAAAGGAGACAAAUAUGCUUUCAGGUUUGAAAUUCAUACCCCGCGAUCAGCUCGAUAAAGGGGAUGAUGAGAAGUCGAAUGAUUCAGAUUUAAGGAAAAGCUACAAGAAGAAAACAAAGUCCCGUCAUCAUGAUGAUGGAUCCGAGAGAAUUAAGAAAAGGUCUAAAAAGAAGUGGUAUUCCUCGGAAGAAGAUUCAUUUUCAAACUCAGAUGCAAGUGGAAGUGGUAGUGAUGAGGAUACAAAGAUGCAUAUGAAAAGAAAAGAGAGGAAGAGGAAAGAGAAAAGCAAGUCGAAGAAAUCAAGAAGAGAAUAUUCCAGUGAUAGUGAAGAUGGCGAUGAUUAUGACAAAUUAGUCAAGAAAGCCCAUAAGAAGGGCAAGGGCAGAUCAGGCAAGAAUUGUGAGAGUGAUAUGGAUGGAAAUGACGGUGUAUCUAAUGAGAGUGUUGUAAGGGAAAAAAUGGGAUUGGAAUGGAUGCUUAGACCUAAAGAUGACGUGGAACAAAAAGCUGCAUCAACUUCUGAUUUGCUAGAAGAAACUCCUGUUAAGGAGAUUAAAAAGGUGAAUCCACGAGAGCUAAAUCCCUACUUCAAAAAUGAUGGAAGUGGCUACCCAGAGGAGGCAGAUGGAUCAAAAUCUGCAGAAAGUGAUCUGUUGUCAACUUCUGUAGUGGGGGAUGGAGGUGCAAGCUGGAGACUUAAAGCCUUGAAGCGUUCCCAGGAGCAAGCAGCUCGUGAAGGAAAAGAACUUGAUGAGGUAGUUGCAGAGCGGUGGGGUUCUUUGGGUAAAUUAGCAGUUUCUGUGGCAUCAGCAACUGCUGCGCCAUCUCAUGCUCACCUUCAUGCCAUUAAGAACAGAGUUAGACGUCAGGCUAGGGAGCAGCCAGGUGAUCAAUAUGACCCUGAAAGAGAUAAUGAGAAGGGAACGCCUGCUAGAAUGAGAGUGCCCAGGCCUGAUGAUUCUUUAUCAUGGGGGAAGCGGAAAAAUCAAAACAUGUCGGCUAAGGAUGCUGAUGUCAUUUCUUCUGCAUUGUCCAGCUUACAGAAGUUUCCAGAUGAUGGGAGUUUCUUGCAAAAGUUCAAUUCGUCUGCAGAUGGUGACAGGAGAGUUCUAACCGAUGUGUCCGAGUCUGAACAACCAUCUCAUUCAGAAAUAAAGCCUUCAUUGAGUACAAACUCUGGCAGGAGAGUUAUGUCUGAUGUUUCUAAAUCCGAAGAACCAUCUUGUACAGACAUAAAGCCUGCAAUGAGUGCAAACCAGUUGGCUGCUAAAGUCUUGCAGCUACGUAUGAAAGGAAAGCAUGAAGAAGCUGAGAAGCUUAUGAAAGAGGUAGAAGUGCAUGAAGUGAAAAGCAACGCAGAUACCAUCAGAUCCAAUCCACAGGGUGAUGGGACCACAAGCAGGUAUAUCAUGCACAGCUUAAAAACACGUCAACAGAAAAAAGAAGAAGACUCAGACAUGCAUGUGGCUCGAUCCAUAAUGCAAAACAAAAAGUAUAGUAUUUCUGGUCAGGCAGACGAUGAAUAUGAUAAUGAUGGGGGACCUAAGAGAAAGAAACAGAGUAAAGGUGGUAAUGCUCCCAAUUCAACAGGAAAUGCACGCUUUGAAAAGCAUAUCUUAACCCAGAAAGAGCGCUGUAACUUUUGUUUUGAGAACCCUAAGAGACCACGACAUCUAGUUGUUGCAAUUGCCAAUUUCACAUACUUAAUGUUACCUCAAUGGCAGCCUGUUGUACCUGGCCAUUGUUGCAUAUUGCCCAUGCAGCACGAGUUAGCGACCAGAAGUGUUGAUGAUAAUGUUUGGGACGAGAUAAGGAAUUUUAAGAAAUGUAUUUUAAUGAUGUUUGCAAAGCAAGAGAAAGAGGUGGUAUUUCUUGAAACGGUGAUGGGUUUGGCAAAGCAGAGCAGGCAUUGCUUGAUAGAAUGCAUCCCGUUGCCUCCAGAAGUUGCUAAACAGGCUCCACUGUAUUUUAAGAAGGCCAUAGAUGAGGCUGAAGAAGAAUGGAGCCAACACAAUGCCAAGAAAUUAAUAGAUACAAGUGAAAAGGGGUUACGUCACUCUAUACCGGAAGACUUCCCAUACUUCCAUGUAGAGUUUGGUUUGAAGAAAGGGUUUGUUCAUGUAAUUGAUGAUGAAUCACAAUUCAAGAGCAGUUUUGGUCUGAAUGUUAUAAGGGGUAUGCUUCGUUUGCCUGCAGAAGACAUGCACCGUCGCCACAAAUAUGACUCUAUAGACACUCAAAAAGAAGCUGUCACAAAUUUUGCUCGGGAUUGGGAGCCUUUUGACUGGACCAAACAACUUGAUUAACAUUUUAACUUCUCUUGUGUUUACUCCAUUUUACUGUAUGUAUCAAAAAGCUUCAGCUUUUCUUAUUGGUUUUUUUUUUUACCUUCCCUUUUUGUUGCAAAGUCUCUAUUUUUUUAGCCCUUUCUUGAUAUACCCACGUGGAGAUUAAAAAUGCGGACUACAAGGUCAAAUGCUAUGCUGGUUUUUAAAGA
Molecule: messenger RNA, 2641 nt
Organism: Erigeron canadensis
Lineage: Eukaryota; Viridiplantae; Streptophyta; Magnoliopsida; Asterales; Asteraceae
Product: CWF19-like protein 2
Exons: 11
Coding region: 159-2450 (763 amino acids)
Biological process (GO): mRNA splicing, via spliceosome
Cellular component (GO): post-mRNA release spliceosomal complex
Source: RefSeq, a predicted model, not a curated record